UUCCGCUUGCGGCGAGAGCGGAGGCGGGAGGAGCCUGCGGAGCUGCGCGCCUCGCCGGGGAGGAGUCGGGGGCUCCAGCCGCCGCCGCUGCUCCUGCCACGUCCGCCGGGGCUGAGAAAGCGGCUGGAGGAGAAGCCCCAGCACGUGGGCGCGCCGCAUCCAGCCUCUCACCUGCGCCAGUGGGAAUACCAGGCCUUUGGCCGUGUGGCUCCUCCCUGGUUUGUGGCAAAUUAACACAGAGGAGAACUCUGGCUUCUGUUUGGAAACUAGAGGGUGUUCUCUACCGAAAGCAAAGGCCUGCUUUGGUUUGACGAGGCCUGUCUUGGUUGUGUCGGACCGAACUCCGUUGCGCUUCCUGUUUCUCCAGCUUGGCUUGAGGAAAGGCCUGACGCGUCAGAAUGAGACAGCUGAAAGGGAAACCCAAAAAGGAGACCUCCAAAGAUAAAAAAGAGAGAAAGCAGGCAAUGCAAGAAGCGCGGCAGCAAGUCACGACUGUGGUGCUUCCGACGCUGGCCGUGGUCGUGCUUUUGAUUGUGGUGUUCGUUUACGUGGCAACCCGCCCAAACACAACCGAAUGACGCCGUUUUUGAAUUCUGUAACUUUGGGCCUUCCUGUUUACCUGCUACCCUGUCAAGAGCCAAAAAAGAAAACCAAGAGGAGAAAAAAAGCUUCUUCUGCUCCCACAGUAAUUAACUGUACUUUGACAAAGGAAUCUCUUCUUUCUCUGACUUGAUCCAAGCUCCACAGUAUUCUCCCUCUCUCCCUCUUUCUCUUGGAUUAUAAUGUAAAACGUGUGUGCUACUCAGCAAAAAAUGCGUUUUAUGGUCCCACUCGUGCCUUCUUAGACUUCAACUCUGGGGAGGGGAGAUUUCCUUUUAUGGGCCUGUGUCGUAAGAGGGGAUUCCUUUGCUUUCUCAGCUUGUAUCGGUAGGCUUCAAAUGAUCAGCGGCAUUGUUGGCAGUGUCUGUGAGCUUGUGUCUAUUCGGCUUUCCACGGCUUCCAAAGAAGUGAAUUUCCCCUCCCUUCACUGAUUAUACAAUGGCAUUUGAAAUCACAUGACUAAAAGAACAAAUAUUUAUUUUUGGAAUAAAGAAUAUGAGUCUUGCAGAAAA
Messenger RNA from Heteronotia binoei (common prickly gecko), 1112 nucleotides. RefSeq names its product single-pass membrane protein with coiled-coil domains 4 (gene SMCO4). Lineage: Eukaryota; Metazoa; Chordata; Lepidosauria; Squamata; Gekkonidae. The record is from RefSeq and is a predicted model, not a curated record. The transcript is spliced from 3 exons. Bases 399 to 578 code for a protein of 59 amino acids.